This is a messenger RNA of Alexandromys fortis (reed vole), 750 nucleotides long. RefSeq names its product small proline-rich protein 2B. The coding region runs from base 240 to 749 and encodes 169 amino acids. The record is from RefSeq and is a predicted model, not a curated record. NCBI's taxonomy places the organism in Eukaryota, Metazoa, Chordata, Mammalia, Rodentia, Cricetidae. The transcript has a single exon.
AACAGUGUGAAUAAGAGCUGUUGGCAUGAAAGUGCACAUUCUGUGUCCUGAUCUGGUGCGGAGAAAGGACCAUGAGCAGGAUGGAUGAAAGUAUUGUCAGGCAGAUGGAGAAGGGAAUGGCCAGGUGGGGAGGUCUGAGCUCCCUGCAGGAUCAGUAAGGCUCAGAGUGUCUUAGACUUAAUCCUGCCCCCCUCCCCACAGAUCCACCCAGCCACCUGCCUGCCUGAUCCCUCAGCCAAAUGGACUUCUCCCUGGGCCUACGCUUGGGGCCCCGGAAUAAGAAGGCUACCUAUCAGGAGCCCCCUCCAUCCUCUGGGCGUGGGCCUCCAGCUACCUCUCCCUGCUUGUCCUGUCCCCCUUCUACUUGUGCCUGCCCCUGUCCCAGCUGUCCCCCACCCACCUGUUCCUGCACUGCUUGUCCCUCAUAUACCUGCCCUUAUUGCCCAGGCCUCCCCGGCCCACCCUGCACCUGCUCUUGCUCUCCUUGCCCUACCUGUCCUCCCUCAACUUGUCCCCAUACGUACUGCGUCCCCUGCUCAAGUCCACCUUUGACCUACUGCCAGCCUUCGCCUUGCCCCAUUUACCCUUGUCCCACAGGCCAGACUGCCUGUGGGAGCUCCCACCUGGGCUGCAGCGGCAGCUGUAGUUAUGGCCGUGGUGCUGCUUGGAAGCCUCGGGGCUCCACAGGCUGCUGCAGUUUCUGCUUCAGGAGACAGAGGGCUUCUCAAGGACUCUGUCUGAUAAUCUAGG